GGCCUCGUGAAAUCUGAUAAGAAAGCCGCGAAGAUUUACCGGCGCGCCGUGGAGCUCGGGAACGUGGACGCGAUGAAUUGCCUUGGGAUAUUGUACGAGAAGGGGUUGGGCGUCAAGCUGGACAAGAAGAAGGCGGAGAGGCUGUAUCGCAUGGCCGCAGAUCGGGGCGACGCGGUCGGGCAGGUUUGUUUAGGGAGUCUGCUUGAGUCUGAGGAAAAAUUUGAAGAGGCGUUCCGGUACUACGCGCUCUCGGCUGAUCAAGGCUUUAACCCUGGAGAGAAUAACCUUGGCUGCUGUUUCAUGGACGGAAAAGGCACGGAAGUCGACCUCGGCAAAGCCCGAUACUGGUUCGAGCGCGCCGCUGCCAAGGGCCACGAGUCAGCGACAAGGAACCUCGCGCGCCUCGACGCGCGAGCGGGCAUGGAGAACGACAUGAACGCGAUGCUCUAUCUAGAGACGCCUCUUGAGAACGAGGUGCCGGAAGCGGUUUCGUUUUUGGGAAAUGCGUACUGCCGCGGUGACUUCGGCCUCGUGAAAUCCGAUAAGAAAGCCGCGAAGAUUUACCGGCGCGCCGUGGAGCUCGGGGACGUGGCUGCGAUGGCACACCUUGCGGCAUUGUACAUGACUGGAAGUGGCGUCAAGCUGGACAAGAAGAAGGCGGAGCGGCUGUAUCGCGCGGCCGCAGAUCGCGGCGUCGCGACCGCGCAAAACAAUUUAGGGAUUUUACUUCAUUCUGAGAACAGAUUUGAAGAGGCGUUCCGGUACUUCGUGCUCGCGGCGAAUCAAGGUCUAACCUCUGGAGAGACUUGCCUUGGCAUUUCUUACAGGGACGGAGGAGGCACGGAAGUCGACCUCGGCAAAGCCCGAUACUGGUUCGAGCGCGCCGCUGCCAAGGGCUACCAGAAAGCUACAAACGAGCUCGCGCGCCUCGACGCGCAAGUAUAG
Molecule: messenger RNA, 945 nt
Organism: Aureococcus anophagefferens
Lineage: Eukaryota; Pelagophyceae; Pelagomonadales; Pelagomonadaceae
Exons: 3
Molecular function (GO): protein binding
Source: RefSeq, a predicted model, not a curated record